This is a messenger RNA of Porites lobata, 3860 nucleotides long. Lineage: Eukaryota; Metazoa; Cnidaria; Anthozoa; Scleractinia; Poritidae. The record is from the annotation of a GenBank genome assembly.
CGUCCGGAACAUGCUAUAAUUUAUCCCAGAUGUUUAUCUUCAAAAUCUAUAAAAAGAAUCAGUUUUAUUAGUAGUCAAGCCUGGGGGAUCAACUUUAUCUCGCUUAAACUGGUUGUUUUUAUUGAGUAACGGACGCACUGUUUUCUACAAAUAUGUCGUCAGGGCUAAAGAAUGCUACGGAAACAACCGAUCCAUCGGCCAUGCAGGAUUUGUCACUGGCAGAUCGGAUAGAAAAAAUCUUCAAAGUCUCCUUCCUUUGUCUCAUAGCCUUGGCAAACAUCGCUGGUAAUUCAAGUAUAUGCUUCGUUGUUCUGAAGGACAGAUAUUUACGUCUAACGGUACGGAACUUCGUAGUAGCCAGUUUGGCUUUGACAGAUCUUCUAGUCGUUCAGUUAAUUAUUUUCCAAGUACUAACUUACUACAACAUUGGGAAAGAGCCGAAUCUCUGCAAUCUUAUGGGCCAAAAUUUUGGCGUUUUAUUAUAUGUCAGUAUCUUGCAUUUAUUUACCUUGAGCUUGGACAGAUAUAUAGCCAUAUUUUAUCCUCUACGGUACCGAUUCUUAGUUACACCAAAGCGGAUUACUGUCAUUUUGUUAACAAUCUGGAUUAUUCCAUUAAUAUCUAUUCAUAUCCUCCCUGCGGUGAUUACAGACCUUCACGGCUUUCCGAGUUUUUACGUAUGUAUCAACGAAGGUUUUAUUGAGGAAAAAGACAGAAUGAACCGGGCACACAUGUUCAUUAACGUGACAUUUCUUUUCUUUUUGCCACUUAUCGCGAUGAUGGCGGCUUAUUAUCGGAUUAGCAAGAUUGCUUGGUACCAGGCCAACCGAGUAGGAGUUGCGGUCGUUGAGUCUACAGUUAGAGUUCAAAGCAGCCGGCUCCCCAGAGCAAGAGAGAGAAAAUGGGCAAAAACACUCGGUGAGUUUAUAUAUAAAUAACGCAAUGCGCGAUCAAGCUUGAUUCCGACGCGAAGUGAUUGAGGAAAUUGGACCGCAUGCAUUUUCGCUGCGUUUUUAUUGGUGCAUUUCAUAACGGAAGAGAAGACUUCAAACAGAGCGUUCAAAAUUUGUUUAUACUUAUUCCAUUCGCUGUAUAUUAAAAUAUAAGAAUGAGAAAAUUAAUUUUAAUGCACAAUAUAUGCGAUGCCAUUUUGGCUGAGUUCUUUGCCUUCUCCAGUCACACAAGAGUUUUAAUGCGGUCUUUGCCAGCCACUUUGUAAAGUUCAAAGUCCUUACAGUAUGUACUCCUUACGUAAUGGUUUUGGCGUUCAGAAUAUUUAUAACAUUUAUUAUAAAUCUAAAAAUAACCCUGCCGUGCUAGAAAAAAAAAAUCAUUCUGGACCUCAGUGAAAGUUUCACCACUGCAGUUGGUCAUCGGAAACUGAAAGGUUGUUGAGGCAUUUUCUAAACAGGACAGAUAUACCACUGGGCCACUUUGUUUCAGGACAAACUUGACCUUCAAAGGCUUGUGUUUGUUGUGUUUUUGUCUGCGAAACUGUCGGCAUAUGCUGACCUCUCAAAUUUGAAUAACUUCUAGAAGAUGUACAUCAUGGUAACAUCGUAUUGUCUCUGUUAGCAGCCGGCAGCAUAAAGAAACUUAUCUCAUUCUUGAGGUGAAGUCCAGUGCUAUCAAUAUCGUCUGGAAAAAUAAUUAAAAUUUCUGACUUACACCUAUUUUGGGAAGUUGCGUCCAUGUUGUUUAAAAAAUGACCUGCGGCUUUCUAAUUAAAAGUUUUCGCAGUUAUACAAAAUCUGCUUUAUCAUUUGAUAUGUAUUCUCAGCAGGUCACAUUAUGUUAUUGCCUAGUCGAAAGUCUUCUUCGUAUUCGCUAUUAAAAUUUGUUUACGUCACCAGUCAAUUACGCCAUUCCUUAGUAGUGCACCCCCUCCUACGAAAAAUCCUGGAUCCGCCUCUGUAUAAUUAGUUUUAGCAACUUCAUUAGUAGAGGCUGUUUUUCAUUUGCGACAUAACAACGACGGAGACCAGGUGUUAUGAGCCCGCGAGACUGAACAUCAAACCCAAACCCUUGUUUUCACUAAAACCGCUGGAUAUCAACCUGGGCCCAGUUGCUCGAAGCAUGGUUAGCGUUAACCAGCGUUAAAUACCUUGACAACGUAUUGGUUUUGAUACUGCUUAACCAAUGGUUAAAGCUAAUCAUGCUUUGAGCAACUCAGCCCUGGUUGAGGUCAUUGCUUUCUAAGAUCUUCGAUCGUCGCAAGCAGUCUUUUGUUCGCCACUUUAGAAACGAGAGGGGAACUGGAUCCGAAAUGUGUCACGCAAUUGCUUUUUGGGAUCGUUACAGGGGACGCACCGGUCAGCUAUAAUAGAGGGAUUAAGAGUCACGUUUACACCAAACGGCGAACAUGAAUUUGUACCACGUGACCAAGUUUUCCCCUUUUAAAAUGGUAGUUUACUGUUUUUUACUUCUAAUCAAAAAUAACUAGUUUCACGCCAGUUUUAUCCAUAAGAAUUGUUCUGGAAAGUUUUUAUCUGCUUAUUUUCUAUUCUGACAAAAAGGAUCGCGGCCUAUGGGAGAAUGACGUCCCAUCUCCUUCGCUAGGGAAAACCGGCCUCAAACACGUUUAUCUUUUUUUUUUUUUUACAGCAAUCGUUAUUGGUGCCUUUCUGGGCUGUUAUCUACCAGUGGUCGUGGCAUCCUUGGUGCACAUUUACUCUGGAGGAACGACCAAUCACGAACUAGCAAAGACUUUGGAAAUAUUGAUGUUUCUCACUUUUUUGAAUACUGUUCUCAACCCAAUGAUUUACUCUCUUCGAAACUACGAAUACAGAAGAGCAUUCAAUAAGAUCUGUGGACAAUGCUUCCGCGACGUAAAUAGCGACCCCCGGUCACGUGCCAACUACAUCAGACAUGAGAUGGAAAGUCAAACAGUUUCUACUCUUAUGAGCACGUCCCUACAUCACAAGGACUCCGUUAGUUAGGGGACCGCGCUUAUACACUCGAACCCAGCGGCAACCCGGGGGGACGGAGGUAAAAUGCUUACUGAGAGGUGACCGGUAUGGGGAAGAGGGAAGGACUCGGCUUUAAUUUGACACCAAUCGUUUGGCAAAAGAUAGAACGUAUUUAUUUGUUACCGAUGCGCAUUUUAGCGCUUUAAUCCUGACGAUAUGACAUAAUAUGUCAUUAAAAGAGAAAACCCGGCAGAGCAAAAGCGUUGUGGACAGCAAACAAAAGUAAAUGUGUGGAUGUUCUCUGGGGACUUAAAACUUGCUCUUUUCUGGAGAGGUGACUCUUUGAAAAGCAGUUGACUAUAAUUGUUUUAUGAAAGUGUAAAUGAUCCUCGCAAAUGAAUAAACAACCUAAGCGGUUAAAAAAGAACCUGAAAAAAAAUUCAGGCUUGACCAGGAAUCGAACCAUAACCUUUGUCAUACUUUUUUUAAAAUUGCCAAUGUGCUAGUUCCUGGCCAGUAGAAGACUUAUCAGAUUUAGGAAGCGCCAUGUAUUUCCCUUGCCUUUGAAGUCGAUGAAAUUUGUGACACAUUUGCAUGAAGCACAUGCAGCUCGCUGUAAGGUGCAUAGGUUUCCUGUGGAAAGUUGGCAGAACUAUUAACAAAGAAUCCCAGGUUUAGUUAGUUACUAUGACAACUCACAUGUUCCGUUUACACAUUUAACCCAGGAUUAGAGGUAACCUCAGGCUGUGAACCUUUGAAACUGUUCAAAACUUUGCAGUGAAACCACUGAGGCUUGUCAGUGGUUCCAUUUGAACAUUUGAACAUUUUGACGUCAUUUGUAUGGGUCUGUAAGUCUCUGGACAAUGAAAAGCUGUCGUCUGUUUAUCAUUGCACGAGUCUUAUACUUCAGCAUUCUCCUUUAUGACUUUAUUCUAGACAAUUCAGUCGCAA